AUGGAGGCGGAGAACCCUAAACGCAAAAGCGCCAAGCUUUUCACUCUCUUUAAUCCAAUUCUGAGCUUCUUCAAACCUAGACGUAGAAGAACCAGAUUUAUGGAUCUUCCAAGGGUGAUUAUGGUAGAAAUUCUCUCAAAAUUGCCGAUGGAGUCCAUGUUAAGCUCUAGGCAAGUUUGCAAACUCUGGUAUAAUCUUUUCUCUGACCCUUUAUUCCUUACCAUGUAUAAAUCAAGAUCACCUCCUCCCUGCAUUUUGUUUUCACGUGAUCACGAUAUAAGUCAGCUUCUUGAACUCGAACCAUGUUGUGAUGGUUAUUCCUCUAGACUCUGUAACAGACCUAUUUUAUUGAGCUACCCUAAGUUUAACACACCAGUAAAUCGCGGAAUGGACAUUCCAGUUGAGGAUUACCCAAUGUUGAGAUUAAUUGGUUCAUGUAACGGAUUUAUUGGUUUGAUGACUAAUAUAUAUGAUAUAAAUACUUCAGUUUACAUAAGUAAUCCUCUUUUGGGUGAGUAUUUCAAACUUAAGUUGCCCGAAUUAGAGAAAAGUGUUUGUCGUGUUGUUUAUGGAUUUUGCUUUACUGAAGUCUCUAAAAAGUAUAAGUUAGUGAGAUCUAGAAGGUUUGAGGGUCAUCGUGAAGUAUCAGAAUUGGAGGUUUAUACUCUCGGAGUUGAUGGGAAAUGGAGAAAUUUGGGCCAAGUUCCAUAUCCUGUAUGGCAUGAUUUUGGACAGGUUUGUGUGAAUGGGGCUCUUCAUUAG
Molecule: messenger RNA, 762 nt
Organism: Capsicum annuum
Lineage: Eukaryota; Viridiplantae; Streptophyta; Magnoliopsida; Solanales; Solanaceae
Product: F-box protein At3g07870-like
Exons: 1
Coding region: 1-762 (253 amino acids)
Molecular function (GO): protein binding
Source: RefSeq, a predicted model, not a curated record